Geodia barretti is the source of this 256-nucleotide messenger RNA. The record is from the annotation of a GenBank genome assembly. NCBI's taxonomy places the organism in Eukaryota, Metazoa, Porifera, Demospongiae, Tetractinellida, Geodiidae.
CAUAUUGACCAUGACAAUCGCAGAACACACACACGAAGACCUCGCAACCAAAGAAGAUGUUGCGGACUACAAGGUGAUCAUCGCCGACGCGAUCCUGUCGCUCACCAACAGCAACCUCGCGGCGAACGCACGUGUGGAAGGGUUGGUGACCGAGAUGCAUGAGAUCCGAUCAGACCUUCAAAAACUAACAGAAUCCGUCAGCAACCUAAUCGAGACAAACCGGCGCGCGAUUGGGUUCACAUCGUCCGACGAUUGA